Molecule: messenger RNA, 10500 nt
Organism: Porites lobata
Lineage: Eukaryota; Metazoa; Cnidaria; Anthozoa; Scleractinia; Poritidae
Source: the annotation of a GenBank genome assembly
AUGGCCGCCAUGCCGGAUAGAAGAGACACCAUCAUUCCACUCUCACAAGGUACAUGUAUUACGUAUCAGUCAUAAUGUUACAUUUCAUUCUGCUAACCACUUCUUCACUAAACCAUUUUUCUCUUAACAUAUUAAAGCCUGCUUAAGAUCUGACAUAAAAUUGACUUAAUGACUUACUCUGCAUAAUCUCUGUAAGAAAAUGUAAAAAAUACUAGAAAAUAAACAAUAUGGUAAUAAAAGUAGAAAAAUAAUAUUAGUUACAAUAAUAAUAAUAAUAAUAAUAAUAAUCAGAACAAUAUAAACCUAAUCGCCAAUUGUCCAAACUAAACUCGUGAUUAUUCUCCACCGAAAUUAUAAUUAACCAUAUUAAUACUUUUUAAGUUAAUCAUAGAACGAAGAAAUUAGAGAGUAUGUAGCAAAAUUCUCCUUGUUUAUACCGUUACGAAGUCUGUAGAAGAGAUUUUAUCAGUCUGUAAUUUGUUAUUAAUCUGUACAUUGUACGUUAAAUCAAUUUGGUUAUUUUAACAGGAAAGCGCCAUUUUGGAUUCGGAUGCGGCUUUGGCGGAUAUGGCGGCUUUGGAGGAUAUGGUGGAUUUGGUGGAUGUGGUGACUGGUGCGCUGAUGGAACCAUGUGCCACAACUGCCAGGGUGGUUUUGGUCCUCCCAUUGGUUGUGGAGGUGGAUGUUGUGGUGGCUGCGGAGGUCUCACUUUCCCAUGCACGUUUGGUGCUUCCGUGAACAAUCCUGUCUGUGAGUGUUGUAAGGAGAAACCACCCAAAGGAAUGUGUCAGUGGCCAUGCAUGUGGCCAUGUUGCUGUCAGUGUAAGAUGCCUGAGUUUAAGUUCAAGCCCUUGGAGCCAAAGCCAGUAUGUCAUUCUCACUGUCAUCGCAGAGGACACAGUCACAAAAAAUCCAGUACGUCUUGUUAUAUUAUUUUUCUCAAAACCCGCAAGUAAUUAACAAAUAGAAUAUCCUCUGCUACUCUAGAGCUCUGAAAAUAAAUAACUUAGCAAUGUUAGAGUCGAGGACCUUUCCCGAUUAAAUUCGAAAUCGAACGUUACGUUAAGAUUAAAGCUUUGAAAUUGAAUAGCAUACCUUACAUAUCUUAGUGAAAAUAACAUACAUUUUAAGCAAUUUUGGAUACAUUUUAACGAAUCAAAUUCUAUUAACCCUAUAUUUUAUGAUAUGUAUAUUUUUUUGCUCAUAUUUUCCUCUCUUACUUUAUCACAGGCCAACAUGUACAAGCCCCCUUCAAACGUAAUAUGAUGCGUGUAAUGACAGGAGGUGUAUCUCCACAGGCUUAUACUCCACUCAAUGUUCUUCCUCUUCCAAGUAACCAUUUUCCAAACUAUCGGCACUUUUUCUCAGUGGGCAACCCUGAGGUUAACGCGGAAUCGCGCACAGAAGAUAACAACGAUUUCCAGGGCUCUGAAGACUAUCCCCAAUCCGAUGAACGGCAAUUUGCCGCUGGUUAUCCUGCAUUCAUGUCGCACCCCGUUCCACCAGGACAUGGUUUCUUUCCAGGAAGCAGCUCUUCAUUCAUUGGCCGUUUAUUCCCAGGAGGAUAUUCUCCAUUCAGCUUUCCAACAGUAAACGGCUUUCCCAUUAGACCACAAGCGUUCAUGCAAGCUCCGAAGACGUCUGAACAUUCAGGAGCAAAGGUAAAGGGCAGAAAGUCUAGGACGUGGACGAACUUCCUCUUCCUUUAAGGGAGCAAAAGCUUGCCUGAAUAUAAAAAUGUCCCUAAAUACGGCAUAUUUUUUCUUGAAUCGACAUAGUGUACCAAAAUUACCGACGCAAGCAGAUGUUUGCUCGGUUUUUAUCUUUAUAAACAAAUAGAAACAAAUUAAAUUGAGUCAGUUAAGGGAUACAAUUAAGUCAUUUUAGGGAUAGAAUUUAUACUCCUUUUCUAGAUAAUAAUUUUUCGAUUAUGCAGUAAUAUGUACUUAUCUUUUAGUUUAGUUUUUAUAUCUUAGUCUCUUAUGUAUUUCUUUUUUCUUGUAAUAUUUAUAUUAUAAUAUUACUAAUUAAGAGGGCCACAAGUUUAUUAGUUGUCUAACUAUUAGGUGUUACUCUCUAUAAAUAAAGUUUGAUUCACUGAUUGAUUGAUUGAUUGAUGAUUUCAUCUAACAGGUGUCAAUCAAUGUUCAAACCGGCAUGGAUACGAAGGGGCAAAAGGACUGGGAGAAUAACAUUGAAAAAGAAGAGGACAAAAUUGAGGGAAAAGAGAAAGAAGAGUGAAAAAAUUUUAUUCUUGCUGUUGGCUCCCGUCUUAAGUUAUUGUAUUCUGUAAUAUCUACUUAAAAUAUCGAAAUAAAGAGUUUGCUACAAAUAGUUACGGUUCAAUCUUUGUAUAGUAAGAUAAAAACUAAUGCAUGUCGAUUCCUACAGUUCAAAUGGGAGAACUGGAUUCCAUAUAAAUGGUAAAAAACUCCUGUUGCUUUUUAAACGUUAUUGUGAAGAAGUAGUUUUAUUUACAAAUACUCUUUAUUUAUUGAUAUGUAUGUAUCGUCUGUUAAGGAAUUUAAUUUGAAAUCAUUUGCGUCAGUUUUCGGUGUCGUUAAAAGUUACCGCGUAGAAUUAAGUCGAAGGGUGGAGAGAAAACGGAUUGUGCAAAUUAUUAUUUAUUACGAUGCUUUAACCUAAAUCUGCUUGGGAUUCUUCUCUUUCAGACAAGCUUUAACUUGUCGAAAGUAUUUCAUUUAAUUUCAAAAGAAAAGUCAGGGAUCGAUGACAAAUAUACUAUAGGCUGGAAAACUCCAAUAAUUAAAUGUUUAGACCUUGCCAAAUAAGCCUUUUACUGAUAUGAUUUAGUGGUAUCGUAUUUGUUUAAUUGUGUUUUAUUUCUUUAUAUAUUUUCCCUUGUUAUAGCAAAGCGAUGUGGGUGUGGAUGUGGAUGUGGAUGUGGAGGUUGUGGAGAUGCCUUUGAUUCUGGCGGCUGUGAUUAUAUGGGAGGCUGCGGUGGAGCUCAUGGAGGAGUCUACGGACCAGGCGGAUGUGGUGGAUGUGGAUGUGGUUGUGGACCUAGCUGCUGCGGUACAAAUGACUGGUGCGCUCCUGGUACCAUGUGCUCAAACUGUAAAGGAGGUUUCGGUCCCCCAAUCACUUGCUCGGGUUGUAACACUGGCUGUUGCCCAAGUCUUACUUUUCCUUGUGCUUUCGGUGCUACUGUCAACAACCCUGCCUGUGAAUGCUGCAAGGAGAAGACUCCACCUGGACAAUGUAAAUGGCCAUGCAUGUGGCCUUGCUGCUGCACCUGCACUCCUCCAAAGUUUGAGUUCAAACCUCUGAAACCCGAGCCCGUUUGCCACUGCCCUUCACCACACAGUCAUCACACUGCUUGUGGAUCACAUUGUUUCAGAAGAACAGGUAUGUAGCAGAUUAUUACAUUCCCACAAAUAAGCAAAACUACUCAUUCUAUAAUAAGGUUUUUUACAACAGCAAGAUAAAGCAAAACGCCGACGAGAUCGAUGGAAAAUAUGUAUCUGUGUUCCUGUAAAAGGCUUUGAAUAAAACCUCCUAUAAAUGUCUUAGUAUCCAAUUAACUUUAGUAUCCUUUAUUCCCUGUUACGCAGGUAAAGGUCCUGUGAAACGAAGUUUGAUGAAGGAACGGUCGGCCAGACUCAUGGCAGCUACAUUUAGGCAUGACUAUGCAGCAUCCUACAACCCUUUCUUUUAUAAUGCUCCAAGGAUGGUUUUUCCGAGGUUAUUUUAAAAAGAUUUUAAAGGUAAAUUCAUUGACAUGUCUGUGUAAACUAGACAAAAACUUGCAAAAUGACAUUACUGAACAAUAAUCUGUAGUCUCCCCAUUCACUCUUGCUCUAACCUCAUCCUGUUUAGAUUCCCUCAUUUUUAUUGUAGAAACUCUUUAGGAUCGUCUCUCGAUAGCGCUGCCCUUCAGGCAGGGUGAUGAUAAGCUUUACUUACUAAAGAUACAAAUUGAAUAUGAAAAAUACCUCCAUAACAAACACUGGGCAACUAGACUUCCGAUUCAAACAAACGCCUCCCUCACCAGGUAGCAUUAAAGAUAAAAAAGUACUUAUAAUACUCAAAAUGAAUAUAGACCAUAGUCUUCCUAUAUCUUUUCCCCCUUACUGCCAAACACAAAGCAAGAUAGGAGGUAACAACAUAUUGCUGUUAUAAUUAUUAUUAAUUUUAUCAUUAUUAUUAUUAUUAUUAUUAUUAUUAUUAUUUUAGUCACCAUCUGUCUUCUCAUUGGCUAAGAGCCUACAAUUUUGGAAAUCAGCGCAACUUACAGAUCAGGCCCAGGUUGUUCAAAAGCUAGAUAGCGCUAUCCACCGGAUAAAUCACUAUCCAGCGGAUACGUAUUGCGGGAAACAAUUGCGUUAUCCGCUGGAUAGUGAUUUGUCCGCUGGAUAGUGCUAUCCAACGUUUGAACAACCGGGGCCAGUUAGUCCUCUGUUUGCAUAUUAGUGACUAAUCUGUAGGUUGCGCAUGCAAACUGUGUUCCAUGCGAUGCUGUGUUUCUUCUUAAUUUUCUUCAAAAAAAUACGAUGCAACCUUAGGCCUUGAUUAUUCCGGAUGUCACAUAAACCUCAUGCAAUAAUUGUUUAGAAAAUGCUUAGAACUAUACUGUCCGCUGAUGAUGCAGAAAAAUAUGUUCCCGCUUUCUUUAGAUGACGUACAUACAUGGAAAACUGGGAUUUCUUGUACUUGGCAGCUUAAUGGCCCCUAAAUCAAGGAAGUAAGCCUGUAAGGACCAUAGAAGAAGUGAAGACUUCACAAAGCGGAAUACGAUUCCAAGGAGAUACAUACAAACAAUAACACGAAUUGAUUGUAUGAAUUACUGAAAUGUUGAACAAUAAAUCAAUUCAAAAUUUGAAUAUCAUUUGUGUGCGUUUUUUCCUUUCAGCUUAUUCCUUUUUAACUCUUUCAUUCCCAGUACGUCAACCCUUUUUCAUAUGAAAUAUAGUUGACUUUAAAAAAUACUCCACACAUAAAUGGCAUUUCAGGUCGAGCCUAUUCAUAGUUCUGAUCGUUUGAAGCUAGUAUGUAGUAUCUAGUGAGUGUGUGGCUUGGGUGUGUUUUUAAAAAUCACGCGAGCUGUUUCGUUGUUAAAAAUCUCAAUAUUCUGUGGUCCAUUGACACCCCAGUUAUCCCGCCUGAAAUCUAAUCAUUCGUUUUAUCUUCUUAAUGAUACUUUGACCGUUGGAUUAAGUCUAUCAAAAAAAGAGAGAAAAAUUGUCUUAUGCUGAAUGUGAUAGAUUUCCUAGCGUUCCUAACACACGCCUUUGUUCAUUCUACCCAUUAUUCUGUAGGUUACCCCAUUUGAACCACUAUGGAAAAACACGUAUUAAUAAGUAUAUUAAAGAUAUAAGGUGGCGGUAGCAAUUAUUAAAAUCAUACCUGCCUGAAGCCUGCCGGUUACAUCAAUCAACUUUAGGGAAUCAGCCAUACCGCUCACUCUUCAAUUCAAUUUGUUUGCAGAUCUAAAAUUAUCCACUUUAAGAUUGCAGGGGCAACAUAAUAGUCCUCUUCCCUUUACUGCAGUAGCCUCCCACGCAGACAUACGUUCCUUUGGCCCUUACAAACGUCUGAGUGGGAGGCUUGAAACUUAGCUUCCUCGAGCGGUUGUUAUGCUCUGAUCUAGGACCUGGCCCACCCUGUGAUGUUUGAGAUGUAUCUGGGUUUCCCGGGAUUAUAUGACUCACAAUGAACAGAAAUGCAUGUGGCCAAUUUGUUGCCUAAUGGAGGCCUUCUCUAAUUUCGGUCUCCUAUUGAUAUAAUGUCAUCAUUACAGUCGUGCCAUGAGGUUAUGGUGUUAACAAAAAGGACAGUAUACAGUAAAAAGAUGGUUAGUGAGAAAGAUUACUAUUUGCCGUUCACUCUUACCCUAUCUAUACUUCAUUCAGUUUUAGGGAGACGCCAGUCUUGUGAGGGAUGUUGUGGAUGUUGCAGUUGUCCAAAUGACUGGUGGGCGGGUGGAACCAUGUGCUCCAACUGUAAAGGAGGUUUCUAUCCACCAAUAACCUGCAGUGGGUGCAACGCCGGCUGCUGUCCUGGCAUAACAUUCCCCUGCGUCUUCGAUGUCACUGUAAACAACCCUUGCUCAAUGUGACAUUCCUGAAAAAUGAUGGUAGACGUUCACUUAGUAUUAAAAGACACCCAGGCCAUCCUAUUUAUUUUAACAGAGGAUAACGCUACCCACGCAUAAAUCUUGAUUGGGGAUCGAAAAAAUCCGCAAUAAAAGAUCGAUCACGGUUUAUCUUCUCUCUAUAGAUUUAUGCUGGUGCAAAAGAUGACUUUGGGAAGAAGGUAAAAGGAGGCCAUACAUUUCUUACUCAGUUUUUCAGUGGCUGAUAAUUAAUUUUUGAAGCUCCAAAUAAAAAACCAAUUUUUUGUUGCCCUUUUGAAAGAACACUUCCUAAUCUAGGUGUGUCAUAAUUAUAAGAUCAUUUAAUUUUUAAUCAUUCUAAUUGAUAAAUCUAAUUCUUUUUUAACCCUUUUUUCUGCGGGAAAAAUGCCUUAAAGAGAUUGCUCAUGUUGAAACGGUUGUCGUUUUACUCCACAUAAUUGAAGCCUACGUAUGGUUACAUUUUGUACUCCUAAAGCAAUUUUAGGACGCUUUACGUGAUUAAUUAGUGUAAACGAAUGCGUUAUUUUGAAUUCAUUGAUUACCACUUGGUAGUUCAGGCCAUUGUCUCUAGUGAUAGAACAACCCGAAUAACCUGCUGUUAAAUAAAACAAAGCAAAUUCUUGGACUUCGCUUAUCUUGCCUCAGGAUCACUUAAGAUAAUUUGUCGAUCAGACAAUGCUACUUAAAACAAAUUGGUCGAAUCUGGGAAAUAAUCGACUUCUAUUAUCACUGUUGUUUUUCUGCGUCAUUAUGAAUAUACCUGACCAAUGUAUAGCAUUGGUUUACUUAAGGGGGUUCCGUGCGAAAAAGGUGGCUGAUAUUUUGAAUGGCUUGAAAUCGUCGACAAGCAAAACUGGUUUCAACGAAACGACCUUAUACAUUGAAAAAGGAAAUGGAAACACGGAGCAACAAGGAUCGACGGACCGUGGAUUCGCUAGAACAGUGGAUAAAGUCAAGCUUAAGAAAGUUUGUAAACUUUUACAGAGCGCCUUAGGUACAUUGGAGAAAUUAGACUCUGAUCACCACAACGGAGUUGCUUCAAAACAGGAAGAUAAGUCUCAGAGAUCAGAGCCAAAGCCAAAAUCGACUCCGUCUCUUUGCUUUUGCCCAUGCGGCUGCCGAGGAUGUUGUCUCAUGCGUCCAAUGAUUAUGUACAGGGUAAAAUAUAAGCCACCCAAAUUUAAGAUGCGAGCUCUAAAGGCGAAAACAAAAUGUGGCAAUCCCCUUUAUGGCAUCUGCCUUGGUAGGAAAAAACGAUAAACACUUUUAACAAUGAACUUACUGAGGAGUACUGACUUAUUUCUUGGGGUUUGUCGAACAAAGUGGUUCGUUAAAUGUGUAGAGAACAACUUCCUACGUCACGAAGAGUUUUAAAUAGGGAUUAAAAGUAAUAAGGAGGAACUCAUUCUAAUUCUGGUCGCGUCUUAAAAUGUCCAUUUCAAAACAGUCGAUGAUCUAUCUAUAAUUCACAAAUGCUAGUUAAAGCGAUCGAAAAGGCGGAAAAUCAUUGGCAGGUUAUAACUGAAAAUCCAUCUAUAAACGAUCGAUGACGGUCCACUACACGAAUGUUAUAAAAAUUAAUUGAACGUUAUAUUAAACAGAAGCACUGAUGUGACAAACUUAGCGAUUUAUUCAGCUUAUUUUGCAUUACAUAAUGGUAGAGGCCAGCUCAAGAUAGAACUUCCAAAAUACAAGUGUGAAAUCCCGAUUAAAAAACCCCUAUACGACAAACACCCUACUACAACAAAUAUUCUUCUCCCAGCAGUUGAAAUAAAGCGAAGUGAAUAACACCCCAAUAUCAGUUACUCCCGUUGUAACGAAGAAUUUUUUAGAUCCUUUUUAAGCUCUUGUUACAUUGGGGUCUCACUGUUUUAGAAAGGCAUGCUAAUUUCUAGAGUCAUUGUCAGAGAGCAUUAUAUUCUCCUUCUUUCAGUGCUAUGAAGUAUAAAUAAAAAAGUCAUUUAAAUCUCAUUUAGGUUUCAAUGAAGUGAGUAUCAUAGUUACUUGCUGGCUUGGAGGUCACCUAGAAAAUCUCUUAAGUUUUCGGGGUGUACUUAAAACGAAGAUAUAGUGACCCCAAUGGGUAUACAUUAUUAACCAUAAGUUGCGAUUUGAUAAUACUAUAACCUGCCAACUUAAUUGUUCAACAGCACUUUACAACAUGGUGGUAAAAGCUCUUGAGAUUUCUUUUAACUUCCACUUAUUAAUUUGACAUAUAACUCAGGGAUCGCUGCAUAUGGUAUCGCUUAAAUCAUUUGGUUAUCGACAGAAAAAAAUAUGAGACAAAUAGACAGAAAAAGGAAGGCCAAUGGAGCGACAUGUUUAAAGUGUUCACGUUUUUGGUGGUACUAACAUCAUUCAAAGAUAUAGCAUUUACCAAGGAAAAUAUCAACAAUUCUUUUAUCAACGAAUACUUUAACUUCUAUAAACUGUUGCAAGAAAACAAGGAUUUUAAUGGAUUAGUUCUCAAGGUUUCAAAUAAUCUGAAGCACGUUCCAAGAUCCAUUUUGAUAGUAGAAAGAAAUGGCAAUGGGUUUUCUGUUACGAAACGAAGUGAAGAGGAAACGCCUAACGGCCCAACUCAUGAGAUUUCAAGGGAGUACUUUAAACGAUUGUACUUGGUUUUAGAAAAUGCACUGAAAAGCCUAAAUGAAAAGGAAAACGACGACAGUAGUGAUGAGAGGUCAGGAAGUGACUUGGAAGGUGAAAAUAAGCACGCCCCUGGCAUCGAAAGUAAUUCAAAGAAAAAUAAAGAUAAAGACAGAGAAAGUGAGUCAAAGGAGAAGGAUAAGUCUGGAGAUUCUUCAGAACAGAGUGGGUUCGUCUGCUUUAUGCCUUGUGGUGGGACUGGAAGUAGUUGUUUUAAUCCCGCGGCUUGCGGUUGCUCGUGCUCCGACUGUUUUCCUUGUCAACCUCAGUCUUGCAUGAUGCCACCAUGUUGUCCUUGUUGUUGCAACCCUGGAGGAAAAAAGCUAGAAGAUGUCUGGAUGGUGCCUACAUUGAUUGUAGCUAAGCCUGUUCCAGCACCUCCACCACCAGGAGAAGGGCCAAAACUCUGGCUUCCAUCUUGGUUAACAAAUCAACUGGGACUUCCUCCUUCUGCCGGCGUCAGCAAGAGUGAAGAAAAAGGAGGUAAAAGCGUGGCCUCUGGGGGAGGCGGUGGAGGUGCAGCAGGUGGUGGGGCAGCUGGAGCUGAGGGUGGUGGAGCGGGAGGAGGCGGUGGUGGUGCAGCUGGUGGUGGAGCAGCUGGAGCUGGGGGUGGAGGAGCGGCUGGAGGAGGUGGAGGUGCAGCUGGUGCUGGAGCAGCGGGAGGAGGCGGUGGAGUGGCAGCUGGCGGUGGAGUAGCUGGUGCUGGAGGUGGUGGAGCGGCUGGAGGAGGAGGUGGAGGUGCAGCUGGUGGUGGAGCAGCUGGAGCUGGAGGUGGUGGAGCGGCUGGAGGAGGAGGUGGAGGUGCAGCUGGUGGUGGAGCAGCGGGAGGAGGCGGUGGUGGUGCAGCUGGUGCUGCUGGUGGUGGAGCGGCUGGAGGAGGAGGUGGAGGUGCAGCUGGUGGUGGAGUGGCUGAAGGAGGAGGUGGAGGUGCAGCUGGUGGUGGAGCAGCAGGAGGAGGUGGUGGUGGUGCAGCUGGUGCUGGUGGUGGUGGAGCGGCUGGAGGAGGAGGUGGAGGUGCAGCUGGUGGUGGAGCAGCUGGAGCUGGAGGUGGUGGAGCAGCGGGAGGAGGCGGUGGAGGUGCAGUUGGUGGUGGAGCAGCCGGUGCUGGAGGUGGUGGAGCGGCUGGAGGAGGAGGCGGCGGUGCAGCUGGUGGUGGAGCAGCUGGAGCUGGAGGUGGUGGAGCGGCUGAAGGAGGAGGUGGAGGUGCAGCUGGUGGUGGAGCAGCUGGAGCUGGAGGUGGUGGAGCGGCUGAAGGAGGAGCUGGUGGUGGAGCAGCGGGAGGAGGCGGUGGUGGUGCAGCUGGUGCUGGUGGUGGUGGAGCGGCUGGAGGAGGAGGUGGAGGUGCAGCUGGUGGUGGAGCAGCAGGAGGAGGCGGUGGUGGUGCAGCUGGCGGUGGAGUAGCUGGUGCUGGUGGUGGUGGAGCGGCUGGAGGAGGAGGCGGCGGGGCAGCUGGUGGUGGAGCAGCUGAAGGAGGAGGUGGAGGGGCAGCCGGCGUAGGAGCAGCUGGUGCUGGAGGUGGUGGAGCGGCUGUAGGAGGAGGUGGUUGGGCAACUGGUGGUGGUGGUGGUGGAGCAGCGGGAGGAGGCGAUGGGGCUACGGCUAGUGGUGGUGCAGCUGGAGAAGGUGGUAGUUGGGAAGGAAGCUCAACUUGGAGAGUUGGUGGCGGCAGAAAAAACUCAGAAGGAAAUGAUUCCGGCACUAGAAUUGUAGGAAAGAUAGCGGAAGGAAAAGAUAACAAUGAUAAAGCUUCCAUA